AGCCCACUUCUUUCUCCCAUGCAAUUGUCUUCUCCACUCCCCAACGCCCACUACUUGAGUUAUUGUGCACCUCUCUCUUCUCUCUGUCUACUUCAUCUUCAAAGCACCACUAUAUCUCUUGUUUCAAAACUUGUCUCUGACAGGUUUAUCGUUUCUCUUUGGAGUUAUACCAUACCUAGCUCGAUCGAUCAUCCUUUUGUUUUUCUGACAUAUACAUAAUAUCUCCUUCCCCUUUGUCUCCUUGAGUUAUCUUUAAUUUAUAUAACUUGUCACAUAUUUAUUUGCAUUCUCGUCCCACUACAACAUUCAAGAUGUCUAGCAGAAGGUCGCGGUCGAGGCAAUCAGGUGGUUCAAGGAUCACUGAUGAUCAGAUCAAUGAACUCGUUUCCAAGUUGCAACAGCUUCUUCCUGAGAUUCGUGACAGGACCUCUGACAAGGUUUCAUCUGCCAAGGUGUUACAGGAGACGUGCAGCUAUAUCAGAAGCUUGCAUAGAGAGGUUGAUGAUCUCAGUGAGCGGCUGUCUGAGCUUUUGGCAACCACAGACACCGCCCAAGCUGCUAUAAUUAGAAGCUUACUUAUGCAAUAGCUAGCUAGAGAUCGAGCUAAUUAAUUAAUUAAGGAUAAAUUAGCUGCCAUAGGUGGCUACCUAGCUUCUCAUUUCUUCUUUUUGUACUUCUCUUUCUUUCUUGUCCUUUACAAGACUACAAUGUAGGAGUUGAACGAUC
Messenger RNA from Alnus glutinosa, 726 nucleotides. Its product is annotated as transcription factor ILI6-like. NCBI's taxonomy places the organism in Eukaryota, Viridiplantae, Streptophyta, Magnoliopsida, Fagales, Betulaceae. The coding region runs from base 312 to 587 and encodes 91 amino acids. The record is from RefSeq and is a predicted model, not a curated record. The transcript is spliced from 2 exons. Gene Ontology annotation, biological process: regulation of DNA-templated transcription; regulation of growth. Gene Ontology annotation, molecular function: protein dimerization activity.